CCUCCCCCCGCGCCGCCACCUCCGCACUCCUCCUCCUCCCCUCCCCCGUGGAAAGUAGUUCCCCGCGGCCGCCCCCUCCCCGCGCCCCUCCUCGCACCGCGCACACAAUGGCGCUGAAGAGAAUCCACAAGGAAUUGAAUGAUCUGGCACGUGAUCCUCCAGCACAGUGUUCAGCAGGGCCUGUUGGUGAUGACAUGUUCCAUUGGCAAGCUACAAUAAUGGGACCAAACGACAGUCCCUAUCAAGGUGGAGUAUUUUUCUUGACAAUUCACUUCCCAACAGAUUAUCCCUUCAAACCACCUAAGGUUGCAUUUACAACAAGAAUCUAUCAUCCAAAUAUUAACAGUAAUGGCAGCAUUUGUCUUGAUAUUCUACGAUCACAAUGGUCCCCAGCACUAACUAUUUCAAAAGUACUUUUGUCCAUCUGUUCUCUGUUGUGUGAUCCCAAUCCAGAUGAUCCUUUAGUGCCUGAGAUUGCACGGAUCUACAAAACAGAUAGAGAAAAGUACAACAGAAUAGCUCGGGAAUGGACUCAGAAGUAUGCGAUGUAAUUAAAGAAAUUAUUGGAUAACCUCUACAAAUAAAGAUAGGGGAACUCUGAAAGAGAAAGUCCUUUUGAUUUCCAUUUGACUGCUUUCUAUGAGCCCACGCCUCAUCUUCCCCUGUGCACAUGUUUACCUGAUACAGCAGUGCUGCGUGUUGUACAUACUUGGAACAACAAAAUAGAAAUACUGUAUUUCCCCGUACCAACAUUGACUCCUAGCAGAGAAGUGUGUGUGUGAAAAGCUGGUUCUUCAGUCAUAACUUUGUGAGCCUAAAAGCAUUCCUUGUCCGUUUAAAUUGGGUAAGAAAAGGUGGAUGGGAGAGUUGGGGUGGAGGUGGCGUUUGUGGGGGCAGAGCUGUCGGCCCGUGAAGGAUGGGAAGUGGAAUCCUUUUACACUCAUAACAGUUAUGAAAGGCGAGGUGAAGAACUCGAAGCCGUUUCUGUAUUGGUUUUGCUCUGAAGGACCUCCACCUUAGGUGAAUGUGCUGGGCGAUGCACUGAACGUGCCCACAGCCCUGCUGAGGGGCUGAGCCUCGCUGCUCGGCAUGUAAACGGAUCGGAGCUAUUAGUGCAUCAAGUGAUGUUGAUUCGUUUCCACUCUGUCCCCUCCUCCAUGCUCUCUUUGGUUUGUACGUGGUUCCUCAGUUAAUACAUAGCUAAUAGCUCUUAUUUUUCUUAAGUUUUUUAACCGCUUAGGUCUUUCUGGAUGUAAGGGUAAAAAUCCAUUUGACGGAAAACUUGUGUAUAUUUAAAAUCCCAGCUGCUCCCCUGGAGCUUGUACGUUCGAGAAUGAUUAAUCUGUGUAAUAAACUGAUUACUACAGUCAUUA
This is a messenger RNA of Lagopus muta (rock ptarmigan), 1373 nucleotides long. It is a transcript of the gene UBE2D2, whose product is annotated as ubiquitin conjugating enzyme E2 D2. Gene Ontology annotation, biological process: protein K48-linked ubiquitination; ubiquitin-dependent protein catabolic process. The transcript has 7 exons. The record is from RefSeq and is a predicted model, not a curated record. Bases 108 to 551 code for a protein of 147 amino acids. Gene Ontology annotation, molecular function: ubiquitin conjugating enzyme activity. Gene Ontology annotation, cellular component: nucleus. NCBI's taxonomy places the organism in Eukaryota, Metazoa, Chordata, Aves, Galliformes, Phasianidae.